Messenger RNA from Mesocricetus auratus (golden hamster), 4379 nucleotides. Its product is annotated as zinc finger protein 345. Lineage: Eukaryota; Metazoa; Chordata; Mammalia; Rodentia; Cricetidae. Gene Ontology annotation, biological process: regulation of DNA-templated transcription. Bases 436 to 2469 code for a protein of 677 amino acids. The record is from RefSeq and is a predicted model, not a curated record. The transcript has 5 exons.
CCAGUGGUGACGGACAGCGGCCGGAGUCUCGCGGGGACCUGGAGACUCCGGAGCCGCAGUGUCCGCGCGGGGCGGCCUGGGAAAGUCAGCGUCAGCAGCAGCGCAGUGGCGGGAACCACAGCCCGGCGGCCCUGGAACCUCCCAGGUCAGAGGAGCCGCGGGGAAGAACUGGACCUGUGGGGUGGCGAUCAGCCUUUCUGCUGCUCAUAACGGUACCGCUCGCGCUCUCACUUCUGAUGCAGGGCUAGCACCCUUGACGGGUUGUUUACGCUCAGUGGAGAGACUGUGGACUUCUCUCAGGAAGAAAGGAAACUGUCUGGACCCUGCACAUAGGGUUUUGUGCUGAUACUGAUUAUUACAGAAUUGCAGCAGUCUGCUGUCUGUGGAGCAAGAAGGGGUUCUGAAGCAGAAAGUCAGAGCAGGACAACAAGAAGAAUGACCACUCCUCCAGCAAAUACAUCAAGUACAUCGCAGGGUCUGCUAACAUUUGGGGAUGUGGCUUUGGACUUCUCCCAGGAGGAGUGGGAAUGCCUGGACUCUUCUCAGAGAGCUUUGUACAUUGAUGUCAUGUUGGAGAAUUACAGCAACCUGGUCUCUGUGGAGAACCAUGGCAUGCGUGGUAAACCCAAGAAGGUCUUGAAUCAAGACUCAAGCCAUAAUGUCCAUCAACAUGGGAAUACCCAAGAGAAUUCUUACAAAUCUAAUCAGCUUGACAAAACAAUUCCUGAACCCUCCCAGAGUACGCCUUGUGAUACAAGUGGUACUGCAAAAAGUGACAUCAACUGUACACGUGGUAACCACGGGGAUGCCUCUACUGAAUCGUCAAACCUAAGUGUGCGCACUGGAGAAGACCUUGCUAAACAGAAAGACUGUGACAACUAUUUAUGUUCCAGUGUGAGUCUAAAUCAGAGUAUCCACACCAUAAACAUAGAGCACGGGUAUGCGGAAAGUGAUCAACUCUUGGAUUCUGCACACGGACUUGAGCAGCAAGGAGUUGAUAGUGGAGAUAAAGCCCAGAAUAGUGGGAAGGGCUUCGGGAGCUGCUCAAGCCUAGGUACACAGGAGAGACCUCAUACUGGAGAGAAACCAUGGAAAUGUAAAGAAUGUGGGAAGUCCUUUAAGUGGUUAUCUCUCCUUAAAACCCAUUACAGGAUCCAUACUGGAGAGAAACCUUACAAAUGUGACGAAUGUGAUAAGGGCUUUACUCGGUUAUCUAGACUUAAACACCAUUACAGAAUCCAUACUGGAGAUAAACCUUACAAAUGUGACGAUUGUGAUAAGUGCUUUUCUCGAGGCUCUAGACUUAAAAACCAUUGCAGAAUCCAUACUGGAGAGAGACCUUACAAAUGUAAGGACUGUGGCAAAACCUUUUCCCACUGCACAGGUCUUAGUACACAUCAGAAAAUUCAUACUGGGGAUAAACCCUACAAAUGCAAAGACUGUGGUAAAGCCUUUUAUCUCUUGUCAACACUUAAGGACCAUCACAGAGUCCACACUAGAGAGAAGCCUUACAAGUGCAAAGAAUGUGGUAAGUUCUUUCAUUGGAUGUCGGGCCUUAAAAACCACUACAGAGUCCAUACUGGAGAGACACCUUACAAGUGUGGGGAUUGUGGCAAAUCCUUUUCUCAGAUGUCAAGACUUAAAAUGCAUUAUAGAAUCCACACUGGAGAGAAACCUUGCAAAUGUGUAAAAUGCAACAAAUGCUUUUCCCGCUGCACAGCUCUUAAAAGGCAUCUUAAAAUUCAUGCUGGUGAAAAACCCUACAAAUGUGAAGAGUGCGGCAAAAGUUUUUAUGUGUUGUCACACCUUAAAAGCCAUCGUAAAACCCAUACUGGAGAGAGACCUCACAAAUGUGAGGAAUGUGGUAAGUGCUUUUCUCAGCUGGCCAAACUUAAAAACCAUUCCCGAAUCCACACUGGAGAGAAACCUUACAGAUGUCAGAUAUGCGACAAAUCUUUUACCCACUGCACAGCUCUUAGUACACAUCAGAAAAUUCACACUGGGGAGAAACCCUACUCAUGCAAAGACUGUGGUAAGUGCUUUUAUCUGUUGUCAAGACUUAAAGAACACCACAGAGUCCACACUGGAGAGAAACCGUACAAGUGUAACGAAUGUGGUAAGUUCUUUCAUUGGUUGUCAAACCUUAAAAGACAUUCGAGAAUCCACACUGGAGAGAAACCUUACAAGUGUGAAGAAUGUGAUAAAUCCUUUACCCACUGCUCAAGUCUUAAAGCUCAUCAGAAAAUUCAUGCUGGGGUAAAGCCCUACCAAUGUGAAAAGUGUGGCAAAUCCUUUUAUUGGUUGUCAAACCUUAAAACCCAUUCAAGAAUCCACACUGGAGAGAAACCUUACAAAUGUGGCGAAUGUGACAAAUCCUUUACCCAGCGCUCUCUUCUUACAAAGCACACCAGGAUCCAUACUGCAGAAAAACAUGAACAUAAGAAACUUUCGAAAGCUCUUAAAGAAUGAUUAAAUCGUAGAAAUACCAAGAAUUUAUACUGAAGAAAAAUUCUUCAGAUGUAACAAUGUAGAAAAACCAUUCAUAAAAACAUCUUACUUGUUCAACCUCAAAAAAAAAAAAAUCAUGAGGACAAAUUGUAAUGAGAAAAUUCAGACCAGGAGGAAACUACUUGAAUGAUCAGUUAUGAAAUUCUCAUGUCUUGUACAUUAGGAAUUAUAUGUCUUGUAAUUCCAUGCUAGAGAGCCCAAGAACUGCAUUGAAUUUGUCAAUGUUUUUACCUAGUGUUAAAAUUAUAGAUACAUCUGAAAAUUCAUCCUGAAGGAAAAACCCAAAAAAUCUUGAAUAAAGACUCAUCUUUUAUUCAUCUUCGAAAUAGUCAUUCUGGAGUCAAGCCCUACAAGUAGCAAGAGCAUGAGAAACAUUAAAGACAUAACCUGUGGAUGUGACUCACGUACUACAUGCACAGCGAGGAAAUCCCAAAGAGUGUGCAGGAAAAUCAGUUUUCAGUACUCAAGAACUGUGUUCCAACUGAAAAGCACAGUGAUUCAUAAAGAAACACUAAGACACAAUAGACAUUAGACAAGUGUGUUACAAAGAAGAAAACCAAAUGAGUGAAUGUGUCCUAUAUUUAAGUGGAGAAGGAUAUUUCUAUAUGAACAGAUGUAGUAUUAUUCUUACUGACAUUUUGCUAAUGCUAGUAUUUGCUGAAAUGUAAACAGAGUGUUUUGUUUUUUUGAAAACUCAGAUACAUCCAUGCUGUCUUUUUUACAGAUGAGUUUAUGAUAAUGUCUAUCAAUGGUUGCUGCAUCAGGACUGAUGAGCCUGAGACAGGUGUCAGGGAAGUUAGAUGGUUAGGGACUGGCCACUAACGAUCUGUGAACCCACAUCACCUGGACAGACUCCUGAGGGCAAGUUCAGAGAGUCCCUAGGUCAAAGCUCUUCGUGCAGAUGCUGCACAGACCAAGGCGCCUAUGCGUGAAGACCUUUUGGCAACUACACUUGUUCGUGACAGUGUUUCCAGUGCCAGGGAGAAUUCUAUCGUCGUGUGCCUAUGAAGACUACUCCUUUUUUUUUUUUUUUUUAAGCCCCUGAUUGUUUGUUACUCACUAUUUAAAACAGCCUUCGCCACCUGAGCAGAAUCCUGUCUUGGGAUCCCUUUGGUUCCCGGAGUUAAUCUUCCCCUUUAUUUGUAACACAUGGUUGAAGUGCUCCACUUUUGCGGAGUUCAGUUUUCUUUAUGUGUGGGCAGGAUUCAGAGGUUAGAGCAGGCUACAGAUGGCAGCCAUUGGCGCUUGCUGUCUGCUGUUCCUAGAAAUCUACUGUGUGUUUCUGUUCCAUGAAGAGCUAGUAGCCUAAGCAAACUUCAUUACUAUAACACAAAUGAAGAUGAGCUGUAUUUUGCAGGAAAAAGAGGAAUACACUUUCAUAUGAGGUAAGUAUUUUGGGCAAUAGGAAGAGAAAGGGGCUAGCCUAGCCUUCAGCAGGCAGUGGACAAUAGGAAGAGAAAAGGGCUAGCCUAGCCUUCAGCAGGCAGUGGGUAAUAGGAAGAGAAAAGGGCUAGCCUAGCCUUCAGCAGGCAGAGGGAGAGACAUCUCAAAAAUAUCUUACAGAUCCCUGAAAAAAAUUGGCAAACCUAUGGAAUUAGUGAUUUCUAGCUGGAUGUCCUCAAUGAAAUGUAUGUGGAAAAAUAGAGAUCAGAGGAAAAUAAAUUUUAAUCAUAGAGAAUAUAUAGUUGUGUGGAACAGUGUCACACGUUUGCCUACUUUGAAAAUAGUGAAUAAUAACUAUAAGUUACCUUAGUAAAGUAACAUCCCUCCUAAUGUAACCUGCAUUUUUUGUAAAACCACGUGUAUUUUUGGAAUGUUCUACAGCUCUGUGUAAGGUGAUAUUUUUAAAUAAAUAAAACGUGUGUGUUUAA